UUACGAGUUACGACUUGCGAGUCGUAGGGAACCGCACCAAUCUCGCGUCAUCUCACGUAUACGUAUACUCACAUAUACGGCGGUAUAGCGUGCGUCGUGUGUGUACACACGGCGAAAACUCCUUUUAAUUCGUUUUAUUACGACAAUCGAUCCCGGCCUUUGACGACUCUCAUACGAAUUACGAACGAAAAUUCAUAGGGCGCCUCUUUCCUUCUUUCCUCUUUUUUCGACAAACCUAACCUGGCAUUCCACAGUGAUCAUCGCAGUGAACGUUCGCGAAAGUUCUGCACGAUUGCACGAGCGCGCGCACGACAAUCCGUGAAUCCGUUUCUAACCUCCUCGUUGGAGCGAGCGAGAGAAGGAAAGAAACGUCCUCUGAACUUUUGUUUCACAAUUCACGAUGUCUGCGAUUGGACUUCCUCUUACUAUCGAGUUCGGAGGUGGAGCAGAGUUGCUGUUUGAUGGAAAGAAGCGGCACGAGGUGGACUUACCCGGUGAGGAAUGGACGCUGAAACGACUGCUAAGCUGGCUGCGGGAUAACCUCUUGACUGAACGAUCCGAGCUCUUCAUGCAGGGCGACACGGUGAGACCGGGCAUCUUAGUUCUGGUUAACGAUGCCGACUGGGAAUUACUGGGUGAAGGCGAUUAUAAACUAUGCCCGCGGGACAAAGUGCUCUUCAUCUCGACGCUGCACGGAGGAUAGAAGUUGAUUCGCGCCCCGAGCG
Molecule: messenger RNA, 725 nt
Organism: Trachymyrmex cornetzi
Lineage: Eukaryota; Metazoa; Arthropoda; Insecta; Hymenoptera; Formicidae
Gene: Urm1
Product: Ubiquitin-related modifier 1
Exons: 6
Coding region: 401-703 (100 amino acids)
Biological process (GO): tRNA thio-modification
Cellular component (GO): cytoplasm
Source: RefSeq, a predicted model, not a curated record